AUGAAAGCCUUCUUCGUUACUCUUGUUGCUCUACCUGCCGUUCUGGCUGCCACUCUGCCCUCCUCCCAGGCAUCAGAGUUCCCUAUCCAGAGCCAAGAGUGUACCUGUCAGAAUGCCGCUGGGGCAACCAGGGCUUCUGGACUCUGCCAGCUUAUGAGAGGCUCACUCCGUGGCCCAGGCGAGUGGUGCUUCACAGGUACCUCAAGCACCCCUGCCAUGAACACGAUCUUCAACAACGAGAAGUGCGCGCAGCCGUGGGGUUCUGAGUGGAGCAAGGGUGUUUGCAGGUCUGUCUCGCUCUGCCAGGGCGCAGGUGGCCCCAGCUACUACAAGAUUUGCUAA
Molecule: messenger RNA, 342 nt
Organism: Bipolaris zeicola 26-R-13
Lineage: Eukaryota; Fungi; Ascomycota; Dothideomycetes; Pleosporales; Pleosporaceae
Exons: 3
Coding region: 1-342 (113 amino acids)
Source: RefSeq, a predicted model, not a curated record